Molecule: messenger RNA, 274 nt
Organism: Staurois parvus
Lineage: Eukaryota; Metazoa; Chordata; Amphibia; Anura; Ranidae
Source: the annotation of a GenBank genome assembly
GGAUAUAGUGAAUGCAUGGUCCGGGAAGAGCGGAUAUAGUGAAUGCAGGGUCCGCGGAGAGCGGAUAUAGUGAAUGCAGGGUCCGGGGAGACGACAUAUAGUGAAUGCAGAGUCUGGGGAGAUCAGAUAUAGUGAAUGCAGGGUCCUGGGAGACGACAUAUAGUGAAUGCAGGGUCCCGGGGAGAGCGGAUAUAGUGAAUGCAGGGUCCUGGGAGAGCGGAUAUAGUGAAUGCGGGGUCCUGGGAGAGCGGAUAUAGUGAAUGCAGGGUCCGGG